Molecule: messenger RNA, 2194 nt
Organism: Lathyrus oleraceus (garden pea)
Lineage: Eukaryota; Viridiplantae; Streptophyta; Magnoliopsida; Fabales; Fabaceae
Product: protein PHR1-LIKE 1
Exons: 10
Coding region: 659-1867 (402 amino acids)
Molecular function (GO): DNA-binding transcription factor activity; DNA binding
Source: RefSeq, a predicted model, not a curated record
UUAGUUUUAUUAGAUAUCAUAGAUGAUCACACUCCACUUUAUUAGGUUUUCGACGCUGAUUGUGCAGUGAACUGUGAUUCCGGAUUUGAAUUAAUUGUGAAUUUCAAUUUUGCAUUGAUUUUGCUUAUGUCAACUGUUCGAAAAUCAAUGGUGUCAUGAUUGUGCAUUUGUCUGCGUAUUUUUUUCUUGUUUCCACAAUUCUUAAGAAUAUAUUCCACUUGCAAAGCAAGCAUUAGUUUCCUACUGUUUUUUUGUGCUGCUUUUGUAUUCUCAACUGUUUAAUUUUCAGAUGCACUGUGCUCAUAUAGUCUUGAUUAGUGGCAUAUGAACACGUGACCUAUAUGUAGCACCGGCACCUCUUAAAAAACCUGUGUCUCUGUCAGGGUCAUUGUCCGAAACUGACAGGCACCUCUUUAAAUUUAUUCAUUUUUUCAAAUUAUUAACGUGUUGGUGCCGGUGUUGUGUUUCCGGUGUCCGUGCUUCGUAGGGAUUUAGGGAUUAUAUUUUGUUCAGUUAUAUGAUAGGUGUUCGCAGUUAUAUGAUUUCUCAUUAGUGUAUGAGUUUGUUUAGAUUGACUUAUUUGAGCUUGUCUAAUGGCAUAAGUAAACUUAGGUCAUACAAAGUUGAUUGAUUCACUUGGAAGCCUUUUGUGGGAGCUAUGUCUUCAUCUUAUCCCUCAUCCUCGAUGAGGACUGCAUCGAUUAAUUCCAACAACAGAAGUGCUGGACACAUGUUUUCAAACCCUGCUGAGCUCCUUGAUAACAUCCCUUUCCCCCCUGCUUCAGAAAUGCAUUCUAUGCCAUUCCCUCAAGAAAGUGAUGCUAUUUCCUGGGGAACAGAUCUCUUUGAAGAUAUGCUUCCGUUUCCUGAUAAUGUUCCCAUCCAGAAUGAUCAUGUGGAGUACAGUGCUUCUAACGUCUUGGGUGGAAAUGCCAAAACAACGGAGUUCAAGGAGUGGGUUGAUCAGUUAAUGCAAGUUGAUGAUGAUUCUCUUCAUCCAGAUUGGAAUGAACUUCUCGGUGAUAAUAAUAUGGCAGAACCAACAGCAGCAGAGGAGGCUCAAAUUUCAGUGCAGGAGACUCAAGUUUCACUGCAGCAGUAUGUUCCAUCUAAUGAAGAGACUCAAUUUUCAGUGCAGGAGACUCAAGUUUCACUGCAGCAGUAUGUUCCAUCUAAUGAAGAGACUCAAGUUUCACUGCAGCAGUAUGUACCAUCUAAUGAAGUUAAUGUUUUUCCUAAUUCUUCUGGAUCGACUACAUCACAAUCUAAGCCUAGAAUGCGUUGGACUCCCGAACUUCACGAGGCCUUUGUGGAAGCCGUCAAUCAGCUUGGUGGUAGUGAGAAGGCCACGCCAAAGGGUGUCUUGAACCUGAUGAAAGUUGAGGGCCUUACCAUCUAUCAUGUGAAAAGCCACCUCCAGAAAUAUAGAACUGCCAGAUACAAACCGGAAGCAUCAGAAGAAAUUCCAGAGAAGUUGACUUCAAUUGAAGAAAUGCCGCCUAUAGACUUAAAAACGCCUAAGGGCAUUACCGAAGCAUUGCGGUUACAGAUGGAACUCCAGAAGCGGCUUCAUGAACAACUUGAGAUUCAAAGAAAAUUACAGAUUCAAAUUGAGAACCAAGGGAAGCAUCUACAGAUGAUGUUUGAGCAACAGAUCAAGUCGGGAGAGCCUUCUGCUCCAUCAUCUAGCGCCGCACUACCUUCCCCAGUUGAAAAUUUAGAAAGCUCAAAUGAGGGUCACGAAAAGAUUGGAAUCAACUAUAGCACUCCAGACACAAGCGCAAAGCAAAAGGGAGAUGAUGCUAAAGUUAGCGAUGAACUUGACCAGUUGUCCACACCACCCACAAAACGAGUGAAGACCGAUUAGUUGAGUAAAGAAGAAUAAGUUUCAACCUUGUGAAGGUGCCUAGUGUUUCUGCUUCUACAGAUAACAUAACAUACUGGAAUUUCCUUUUUGCUUUUGACCAUGACUUACUUGAUCAGUGAUUUGGUUUCACAGUAUCUAUUUCUUGUCCUUGAUUUAGUUUAGGGUAUAACUUGCAUUGGGAAACUUCACUCUAGAUAUUUGUUGUAUAUUAAUGGAAUGUUUGAACACUGGAGCCUAGAAACAUAGUUGGCUCCUAGGAUGUUUCAACUAUAUUAUUCGCAUUCCCUUUUUGCCCAUAAUACUCUUAAUGGAAGUUAACUUAGACAA